Molecule: messenger RNA, 2493 nt
Organism: Tarenaya hassleriana
Lineage: Eukaryota; Viridiplantae; Streptophyta; Magnoliopsida; Brassicales; Cleomaceae
Product: protein TRANSPORT INHIBITOR RESPONSE 1
Exons: 4
Coding region: 345-2117 (590 amino acids)
Biological process (GO): SCF-dependent proteasomal ubiquitin-dependent protein catabolic process
Cellular component (GO): SCF ubiquitin ligase complex
Molecular function (GO): protein binding
Source: RefSeq, a predicted model, not a curated record
AUCAACACCAUAUUACGAGGAGAGAGAGAGCUCUUCGUAACGAUUGGACCAAAGAAAGAUCCAUCUCCUACACGAUAUUGUUUCAUUAUCGUUAUAUUUUAUGUAUAUAGACAUUGUGUUGACUGUAUCACGCAUCGCGACCGUCUUCAAGCUUGCCCAAAAUCGACUUUGCUAUUUUUUCCUUCAGAAAACGACAUAAUUUUGCAUAUGUAGAGGUUCGCCUUGAAGAGAUCUGGAUCUGGAGGUCGCGGGACGGGAUCGAGCUCUAGUUUUGUAUAUGUCUUUUCUCUGUACGGGAUCGAGAUCUGGAUCUGGAUCGCCGAGAUCUGAAGUUUUUUGCCGCAAUGCAGAAAAGGUUCGCCUUGUCGUUUCCUGAAGAGGUGCUGGAGCACGUCUUCUCGUUCAUACAGUCGGACACGGACCGUAACUCGGUGUCUCUGGUCUGCAAGUCGUGGUACGGGAUCGAGCGAUGGUGCCGGAGGAAGGUCUUUGUCGGGAACUGCUACGCCGUUGGACCCGCGACUGUUAUCCGGCGGUUUCCGGAGGUAAGAUCCGUGGAGCUGAAGGGAAAACCACACUUCGCCGACUUCAAUCUGGUGCCUGACGGCUGGGGAGGAUACGUGCACCCUUGGGUUGAGGCGAUGUCGACGUCGUACACGUGGCUGGAGGAGAUAAGGCUGAAGAGGAUGGUGGUCACCGACGAGUGCCUGGAGCUCAUCGCCAAGUCCUUUAAGAACUUCAAGGUUCUCGUGCUUUCUUCCUGCGAGGGAUUCUCCACCGAUGGUCUCGCUGCCAUCGCCGCCAAUUGCAGAAAUCUGAGAGAGCUUGAUUUGCGAGAGUGUGAUGUGGAGGACGUUAGUGGGCACUGGCUCAGUCAUUUCCCCGAUUCAUACACAUCUUUGGUAUCCCUUAACAUCUCGUGCUUAUCAUCUGAGGUCAGUUUCUCUGCUUUGGAGCGUCUGGUGAGUAGGUGUCCUAAUCUGAAGUCUCUCCGACUCAACCGUGCUGUCCCUCUGGAAAGGCUUGCGACCUUACUUCAGAGAGCACCACAGUUGGUUGAGCUGGGCACCGGUGGUUACACAGCUGAACUGCGACCAGAUGUUUUUUCAAGUUUAUCUGCUGCUUUCUCCGGUUGCAAAGGGCUGAAGAGCUUGUCUGGGUUUUGGGAUGCUGUUCCUGCAUAUCUUCCUGCAAUUUAUUCUGCUUGCAGUGGACUUACAACAUUGAACCUGAGUUAUGCUACUGUUCAGAGUUCUGAUCUUGUCAAGCUUCUCAGUCAGUGUCAGAAAUUGCAGCGUCUUUGGGUAUUGGAUUACAUUGAGGAUGUUGGCCUUGAGGCGCUUGCAUCAAGCUGCAAGGACCUACGGGAAUUGAGAGUGUUUCCCUCUGAGCCCUUUGUCAUGGAACCAAAUGUGUCAUUGACAGAACGAGGGCUUGUCUGUGUUUCCGAAGGCUGUCCAAAACUAGAAUCAGUUCUCUAUUUCUGCCGUCAAAUGACAAAUGCAGCCUUAGUCACAAUAGCCAGGAACCGUCCCAACUUGACUCGUUUCCGUUUAUGCAUCAUUGAGCCAAAAGCUCCAGACUACAUGACUCUGCAGCCGCUGGAUGUGGGUUUUGGAGCAAUAGCAGAGCACUGCAAGAAGCUACAGCGGUUCUCACUCUCGGGCCUUCUGACUGACAAGGUGUUUGAAUACAUUGGGACCUAUGCAAAGAAGUUGGAGAUGCUGUCAGUCGCAUUUGCCGGGGACAGUGACCUUGGGAUGCAUCAUGUUCUGUCCGGGUGCGAUAACCUUAGGAAAUUAGAGAUAAGGGACUGCCCCUUUGGGGACAAAGCGCUCCUGGCCAAUGCUUCUAAGCUGGAGACAAUGCGAUCCCUUUGGAUGUCUUCAUGCUCCGUGAGUUUCGGGGCGUGUAAGCUGCUUGGCCAGAAGAUGCCGAGGCUCAACGUGGAAGUCAUUGACGAACGGGGUCCACCCGACUCUCGACCAGACAGCUCCCCUGUCGAGAGGGUCUACAUAUACAGAACAGUGGCAGGUCCUAGGUUUGACAUGCCUGGCUUCGUGUGGAACAUGGACGAGGACUCUACCAUGAGGUUUUCCCGGCAAAUUGCGACAUGAAAAGAAAAAGUGGAGAACCCUAAGUUUAGUGAAGCAAGUGCCAUUGACGGAUACAAGUGCAUGUGCAUGUGCAUGUGACCUUGUAAUGGUUGCAGAGGUGAGGUGGUCGGGUUAUGAAGGUGAAGAGCGGUCGAUAGAUAAUUUAAAAGAUGGAGAGCCGAGAAAGUGAAAGAGCUCGGACGCCAGUUAAUUUUAUUGCCUCGGCUGAGCCACUGCCACCACCGCCUGAACACCGCCCCAGCUCAUUGGUAAUGAAUAAGAAUUCAGAGACCCUUUCAUUUUAACUUUUGGCGGGUUGUCUAUAUGAACUGCUCUACUACCAGACUUAAAACGCUUUUAUGUCUUUUCUCUGUAACGGUAACAUUGUUUCCAUCGU